Molecule: messenger RNA, 141 nt
Organism: Protopolystoma xenopodis
Lineage: Eukaryota; Metazoa; Platyhelminthes; Monogenea; Polystomatidea; Polystomatidae
Source: the annotation of a GenBank genome assembly
ACCAUGAUGGCUGCCACCGCUACAGUCUGCGGUCUGACGGAGUGCUUUGAUGUGAUGCAAAGCGCGCCGACACGGCUGCCUCAGAAGGGUCUACAAGUGGGGCGUUUUUCGAUCACACUCUCUGCCGCUUGCCCCGUUUAA